Messenger RNA from Tripterygium wilfordii, 3752 nucleotides. RefSeq lists its product as uncharacterized. The transcript has 5 exons. The coding region runs from base 515 to 3532 and encodes 1005 amino acids. NCBI's taxonomy places the organism in Eukaryota, Viridiplantae, Streptophyta, Magnoliopsida, Celastrales, Celastraceae. The record is from RefSeq and is a predicted model, not a curated record.
GAAGACCACAAGUUGACAAAUUUGAAGUCAUUGGUUUCGACUUUCGAGGAGAAUACUUCUGUGUUGUUUGUGCUAUACAGAAGAAAAAAAAAAUCUAAUUAUCUGGGAUUGUGGGAUCUUCUUCUUCUUCUGGCCCAGCAGAUCUGAAUUUUGCUUCUUGAUGUUUUUGUCUGGUGAUGUUUCUUUUCCUGGCUCUUUAAGUUGCUUCAAAGAGACGACACCCACCUAAUUAUUUGUCUCUCUGAGUCUCCUCCAUCGUGUUCUGUGGCCAUUUAUGAGUGUGUGUGUUUGAGCUAGUUGAGCUUCUGGGAUUGUUGCAGUUGGGUUUGUGGAGGAUACAAAGACCAUUAAAUUUAUGAAGGUUUUUCAGCCUUGAGCACCAUAUCCAUGUUCACUCUAGCAGUUCAGUAAGAUCUGGACUGCAUAUAUUAUAUUACAACUCAAAGGAUCUCAAUCCCAGAUUUAACAUUGAAGUUAGGGUUCGUUUGUUUCCUUUAUUGGGUUGAUCGGAGGAAUGGGCACCGAAGUAGAAUCUAAGAUGUAUCUGCCAGAAUAUAACUCAUCAAGGGAUGUUAAUGACAGCGCAAGAAAUGGUGGCUGGGCUUUGAAUUAUGAAAAGAGAAAUUUGAAAAGUGAUCAGUAUGGUGGAGCAUUCUCUUUUAGGCCUUUAACAGAUGAGUAUGUGGGAUAUUACAAGGAACAAGUGACGCGAACGAUAUUGAAGCAUGAGUCUAUCUUCAGGCAUCAGGUCCGUGAACUCCAUCGUCUUUACAAUAUACAGAGGGACAUGAUGAAUGAAGUCAAAAGGAAAGAACUAGACAAAUAUCUGCUGUCAACAGGAUCAUCACAAAAGCCAGGUCUUUUUCCAUUUGGUUUUCUGUCUGAAAGUGACAGAAAGUGGUGGCAAACUCCCAAUUUACCUUGUGCUAGGCCAUCUGCCUCAGGUGGAAAUGGAAGUCAAUCUCGUUUUGAUUCCUUGAAAGAGACAACGGUGCUGUCUCGUGGUCCUGAUGAGAGUGGAUUGACGUUGGGGGACUCUGAAUCUUUACAACCCAAACAUAAUACACUUCAGAAGAGUUUUUUUGACCUUGAACUGCCUGAGAAUGAUUUCAUCAACAAUGAAGAGGGAGGUCAAGGAAUACACGGUGCUUCGGGGACUAAAAACUACCCUCUUAAUUGGAACUUUGACGUUACUUGUGAGAAAGAUGGAAACAUGCCCAUUUGUCGUAGUUUGUUAUCUGGUUCUGAUUUUGAUGCUUUGAGUUCUAAUGUUCGUCUCAGGAGUAACCGUGGUCGUACCGAUUUGAAUGAAUCUUUCCAGCUUGAAGAAGCAUCUGGCUCUGCUUCUGUUAAUAUUUUAGACACUGCUACCCGUCCCAAAGAGGAUAUACGAAGACAGGAUCUAUCCGUUUCAUACUCGGGGUUCCAGCAUUUGUCUAAUGAAUUUUCUCCAGAUCCCAGUAAAGGAAAGGAUAAAAUAAUCGGCCAUUGCAAUCUGCAUUUUGAAGCUGAAUACAAACAGAAAGGUUGGUCAGCUUAUAAUUCGGAAGCUGGCCGAAAUAGAAGCAAUAUAAGUUUCUGCCUUGGAAAUUCAUCAACACUAACACAAGAUGAACAGCAUAAAGCUCAUGAAUAUCUGAAAUUUCCUUUCUCUGAGCAGACAGAAACGCACAGAAAGAGGAAACUUUUUGGAGUAGACAUCUCUGACGGGAAUAAUGAUUCCUCCGUUGUCACUUCCCACGUGCUUGGCCCUUCUCCGGUGGUUCAAUUUGAUGCUACCAAUUCUGAGUCCUCUCAGGUCUUAUCUUGGAAAAACCUCCCAGGUAAUAACCUGAAUUUGAUAACAGCUCAAGGAAACCCUAACACAAAUGCCUUUGCACAGUUGAGUAAGAAUUCGAAAACAUUGAUGCCCAGUCCUUCAGCUGUUGGAGGAAAAUUUCUUGUGGAUAGCAGUUCAGGAUCUGUUACAGAUUUUAGGUCAGAAUUUUCUUACCAGAAUGACCUAUGCAUCGGUUCUCAUUGGGAUUUGAAGAAAGCACGCACUUGUAACCCAUUGGUUGGUUUCAACCAUGCAUGUGGGAUAAGCGAUAGUAAUUCCGCUUCUGAACGUCACGCAAAAAAUAACUCAGAAGUUUUAGGGUCAAUCAUGAAUGCUAAGUCUGCAGAGGCUAUGCAUGAAGGUGCAGUACCUCCAAAUGUUUAUCAGAUGAAUUUGGAUUUCCUGCAAAACCAUUCUCAGCUGUCUAACAUAACUGAAAUGACGAAGGACCCCUCUCAAAGUUUUGUACAGGAUGCCCUUUCAGCGACCCACACCCAUGAUGCUGAGCAUUUGAGACAUGAAGUUGGUGGCUCGAGCAGUAGGAAGAUUCUUGGGCUUCCCAUUUACCAAAAGAGUAUGUCACAGGAUUUGCUCUCUCAUAACUCCCCCUCAAAGUCCGGUUUUGUUGCUUCAGCAACGGAUGGUUCUAACUCUUUCAAAGUUGGGUUGCUUGAUUCUGAUCUAAAUCGUGAUCCAGUGUCAUCCAUAUCUCAAGAAAGACCAGCAGUUGAAGGUUUGAUGGUAGAGAACGCACUGGUUAACCACAGUGCUGGUCUAAAGCAUCAUAUUGACUUAAAUCUGUGUGCAAGUGAAGAUGAGGGCCAACUGACACCCUCUUGUUUAGGAGCCAAUGUGACGAUUGCGGGGGAGAGAGAUCUGGUGUUGCCGAUAAUCACAGAAAACAAAAGUUGUAUUGAUCAUGAACUUGAGUCUAUUGAAAGCAUACUUAAGGAAACUUUCAAUUCAUCUGGAGAUGAAUCCAUGGAGCCCCUUGAAGGACUUGUCGAAGUUGCAGCUGAUGCUCUAGUUGCCAUUUCAUCAUCACACAUGCCUUAUCAAGACAGUCUUACCUUCGAUCAACUUGAAGCCUCACCGAGCGACUCCCUUCAAUGGUUUGCGGAGAUAAUUUCUUCGUACAAGGGUGAUAUUGGGGAUGAGGAAUCCAUGUCAUUGUUUAAGGAUGUUUCCUGCGAGGAAGAUUCAGUACCUAAUGAGCUCGAUCACUUUGAGUUCAUGACUCUAAACUUGACUGAAACCAAAGUAGAAGAGUGUUCUUAUCAACCUCAGGCGCUAGAGAACUCGGAACAUGAAGAAAAACCAUUACCAAGACGACCUCGUAGAGGUCAAGCAAGGAGAGGAAGACAGCAGAAGGACUUUCAACGAGACGUUCUUCCUAGCCUCUCCAUUCUUUCAAGGAAUGACGUGAACGACGAUCUUCAGAUCAUAGAAGGGAUGGUCAGAGCGGCUGGUGGUACUUGGCGGUCAAGUUUGUGGCAGAGAAAUACUGCCAGGAGGAGUACCUCUGGAAGAGGGAGGAGACGAGGAGGAGCCACCAACUCUCGAACCGCCACUGCAGCUUCUCCAUCCAAGACUCAGCAACCUAAAUUCGGAGAACUGGGACUUGUGGAGAUAAGCCUUGCAGGAUGGGGAAAGCGGACCAGACGACUGCCCUGGCAGAGAUGUCCAAUUAGUAACAACCCUUCAAAUAAGUAGAGAGGCCUAUAUUAUUUCAGAGAACACUGAAGUUCAACAUGCCAUCAAAGUUUUCCUACUCAGGAGAUUGAUUGAUGCUGUACAUGUUUUUUUUAGUAAUUUCAGUCUAUUUCCCUUCAAUUUUUAUUAUCUUGAAGUGAACAUCUGAUUUUUUUUUUCUGCAAAGAUAAUUUAAAUUGUUCUCUUUGACAUGAAUACUGAGUUUAUAGCCUGACUAAGA